ACAUACUACUGUACAGUGUACAUAAUUUAAUUAAAUCAUUAUUUUCGUGAUAAGGCUUUGGGCUUGUAUGAACCUGCUGGCAGGAGUAUUAAGAAUUAAGGUGAAUUGAUUGUUAAAAAAAUAUCUAAAAGAUUCUACAUCCGACGAAGAUAUUUUAAGGCUUUCAGCUCAGUGUUUUAGUUCUGUUCUUUAAAGUAUUUUUAUAAACUGAAAUGACAUCAGUGAUUUCUCCCUCUGUUGAUUUGAGUUCUUAUAGAGAUCAGCACUUUAAGGGUUCCAGGGGUGAACAAGAACGAUUGUUAAGAGUUACUUCAACACUCUAUGUUGGAAAUUUGUCUUUUUAUACAACCGAAGAACAGAUUUAUGAACUCUUCUCAAAAUGUGGACAUAUCAAGAGAAUUGUUAUGGGAUUGGACAAGUACAAAAAAACACCUUGUGGUUUCUGUUUUGUUGAGUACUACACAAGACCAGAUGCUGAGAACUGCAUGAGGUAUGUCAACGGGACACGAUUGGACGAUCGGAUUGUCCGAACUGACUGGGACGCAGGGUUUGUGGAGGGGAGACAGUAUGGCCGAGGCAAAACUGGCGGACAGGUGCGUGACGAAUAUCGCACAGACUUUGACGGAGGUCGAGGAGGCUAUGGGAAGAUUAUUCAACAGAAGGUCGUCCCACCUGAUGUAGACUUUCGAUGAUCUCGGCACCAAUCAGCUGUGUGGAUCCUCACAGUGUAAAAGUCGACCAUUUUUCAAUUUUAUUUUGGUAAUGUGACGUGUGAAUAUUCUACCUUAACAUCAAUAUAAUUAUUCAUUAGUUAACGAAUAAAGGUUUACAUUUUGUUAAGGGCAUUUUGUUUAUCCAUAAUCUGAGAAUACCAUUAUAGAAGAGCAUCUAAUAUUCAUCCAUGCUUUUCAUAGGAGUAAAGAUGGUAAAUUUAUUAAUUUUUUUAAUUUUAACUGUCAAUUAUUUCAGAUUUUAUGUUAAAAUGAUUUUUUACUCUAGUGUUAACGUAUGCGUGAUCUCUUCAGAAUUUUAAAAACAUUAAACGCAAAACUGAUUACUGUAUUACACUUGUCUACUAAACAGAUGGUUACCAGUUUGAUUCUAAAUACAAGGAUGUAAAAUUUUGAGUGUUUUGACCACACACAGCUUUAAUUGGUCUGUUGGCUUUCAAUACAUUAUCUUAUCCUCAUGUUAAUAUUAUUGCCAGUUUAUAAAUCAAACUUGGCCGACAGAUUGCACUGAGAUGUAGAUUACUGGAUUUUGUUGAUUAAACUAAUUUCUUAAUCAAGUAAAACGAUAAGGACGACUUAUUUUUAGAUAUUAUAUUAGACUUAUAUUAAGAUUUAUGUAAUUGACAAGACACCAGUUACUGCUAUAAGCACCCAAUGUAACGUUAUUUGUGUCAAUAAAUUGAUUUGAUUUGA
This is a messenger RNA of Macrosteles quadrilineatus (aster leafhopper), 1424 nucleotides long. Its product is annotated as nuclear cap-binding protein subunit 2. Gene Ontology annotation, cellular component: nuclear cap binding complex. Lineage: Eukaryota; Metazoa; Arthropoda; Insecta; Hemiptera; Cicadellidae. Gene Ontology annotation, molecular function: RNA cap binding. Gene Ontology annotation, biological process: mRNA cis splicing, via spliceosome. The record is from RefSeq and is a predicted model, not a curated record. Bases 213 to 692 code for a protein of 159 amino acids. The transcript is spliced from 4 exons.